Messenger RNA from Papilio machaon (common yellow swallowtail), 630 nucleotides. RefSeq lists its product as uncharacterized. The transcript has 5 exons. Gene Ontology annotation, cellular component: mitochondrial ribosome. The record is from RefSeq and is a predicted model, not a curated record. Bases 52 to 630 code for a protein of 192 amino acids. Lineage: Eukaryota; Metazoa; Arthropoda; Insecta; Lepidoptera; Papilionidae.
AUAAAUAUCCGUUUAAUAGGUGAUUAAGUGAUAACUUAAAAUAAAAAUAAAAUGUUUUCCUCAAGAAUUUCUUCUCUAUGUAAAAUAAACCAUAUAUUGAAAACGAACAGUAUUAUAAGAUCGACAGCAGUUAUACUAAAUCAACAAAAACGUUUGAAAGCCGAUUUGUAUGAACCUGAUUAUUUAAUAAGCAUGGAACCUGAUGAACCUGUGUAUGACUGUUUAAAUUUGCAGUUAAAAAGCUAUGACUUUGCAGUGCUAGAGGCUUGCCAAGCUGAAAUACAUCGUGUAGCUGAUAUAAUGGGUGUACAAGUUGAUGAAUGUUGGGCAACACCUGCCCAACAAUUAAAAGUGCAACGCUAUAAACCUAGAGGCACUGUUGUGGACGCUGAAUACAACCUUAAUGUUUAUGAAAGAAAUGUCCAGGUAGUGGAUGUACCCGCAUGGGCGCUGGGCACGUUACUUCGCUUAGCAAGAGCGUACUUACCGGAAGGGUGCACUUUGAAUGUCCAUGAACAUACAGUAGAUCAUGAAGAAAUUCGUUAUGUGCCUGAUAAUGAGCUCUUAGAACUUAAACAACAACUGGAAGACAUGGGCGGAAGCCGUCAAGAGAAUAAAAAGAGAAAAUAA